CUUUGAGACACGCUCUCAGUAUUGUGUAGCUAUUGGUGCCAGUGCUUUCAGCUCUCAAACACAGAGGGACUGAAGUCUAUAAAACAUCCUCUGCCUCUCACUGUCCCAUCUUAGACACAGCCAAGGGUCAGAGAGAAAAGACGGAAAGGGGAAGGCACUGGGUUCACCCCCUAACCACUAUUCCCAGCUUGGUGAGAAUUUGGAGCUUAAAUCAGAACUUCUGCUGCAACUGUUAUGGUGCAAAGUGAAGCUGCUGGAAUCUGUGACAUAGCAGCAAGUCUUUCCUACUGUGGACUUUCUCGUCUUAAACAGGAAUAAAAAGUUAUUUGCUGGAGAGCAUACUUGAUCGUUGCCAAUUUUUAAGAGAACCGGACGCUGUUGAGAUUUUGACCUGUUAUCGUUGCCAAAUGGCUGGCAUGAACACUGUCGUGUUCGUUGCUGUUCUUCUGAGUUAUCACGUUCACACAACUCACGAACAAAAUGCAUCCUCCAAAGAUACUUCCACUGGAGACUUUAUGACACCGAAUCUAAAAUCAAACAGAAUCCCAACUCCAAAUCCAACGAAAUCCAAAGUCAUGGUGCCUUAUGUCGUUGCGUAUCAGAAUACUGUCAUCCCCCCACCUCAACCCCUUGGGCCAGUAGCACCCCCUCCUCCUAUGUGUGUCAAGCAGACAGAAAUUCGUCAUGCCUUCAAAUAUGUCAACACUGUGGUCUCCUGCAUGAUCUUUGUGGUGGGAAUCAUUGGGAACUCUACACUGCUCCGAAUAAUCUACAAGAACAAAUGUAUGAGGAAUGGACCCAAUGUCCUGAUUGCCAGCCUUGCCCUGGGAGACCUGCUCUACAUCCUCAUUGACAUCCCAAUUAACGUCUAUAAGUUACUGGCUGAAGACUGGCCUUUCGGGGUUGAAGUGUGUAAGAUUGUGCCAUUCAUCCAGAAGGCAUCUGUUGGUAUCACUGUCCUCAGUCUGUGUGCUCUGAGCAUUGACAGAUACCGAGCAGUGGCCUCAUGGAGCAGAAUCCAGGGGAUUGGGAUUCCUUUGAGGAAAGCAGUAGAGGUGACAGCCAUUUGGCUAAUCUCAAUUGUUUUAGCUGUUCCAGAAGCUGUAGCGUUCAAUAUGCUCUCAGUGAAAUAUCGGGGUGAAGAACUGAGAGUGUGUCUGCUUCAUCCAUCCCAGACAUCAGUAUUCAUGGAACACUACAAGAAUGUGAAAGAUUGGUGGUUGCUUGGGUUUUACUUCUGUCUGCCUCUGGCCUGCACAGCUGUUUUCUACACCCUCAUGACGUGUGAGAUGCUGAGCAGGAGGAACGGGAUGCAGAUCGCUCUCAACGAUCACAUAAAGCAGCGACGUGAGGUGGCAAAAACAGUUUUCUGCCUGGUGGUUAUCUUUGCCCUGUGCUGGCUCCCUUUGCAUUUAAGUAGGAUCUUGAAGAAAACCAUUUACGAUGAGAAAGAUCCAAACAGAUGCGAGCUGCUCAGUUUCCUUCUGGUUCUGGACUAUAUUGGGAUUAACAUGGCGUCUCUCAACUCGUGCAUAAAUCCGGUAGCGCUGUACUUUAUCAGUCAGAAAUUCAAGAACUGUUUCAAGUCCUGCUUAUGCUGCUGGUGCCAGCAACCCGUCCUGGACUUGACACCGACAGACGAGAAAGCGUACGCUGUCAAGUGGAAAGCGAAUGGCCACAAACACUGCCUGGAUCGGAGCAGCUCACGUUUCAGCAAUAAGUACAGCUCGUCCUGAACUACUGUUUUUCUUUUUUAAUUUCUGACCCAAACCAAAGCAAGUUAAAACUAUAGGAAAACACUCCCGUUGAGAAGUAGACAUUCCCUACCUGAACUCACCUCUUUCCAUCAUAUAGCGUGUAAAGUCUCUUACAUCAGCUCAUUGCAAGGCAUGCAGAAGAAGCAACCAUCUUCUCCUCUAAGGACCUUGCAGUCCAGUUCCUGACCCUCAUCCUUUUGAUUCUGGCUCGCUCCACCACUUAUUGCCCUAUUGAGAGAGAGAAACAUCAAGCCAAACCAUCAAUUAAACAGUUGUUAGUACUUCCAGCCAGACUUGUCGCAAUCUGCAUUGGCCCAAUGUCUGACAAGGAACUGUGAAGAUCUCGCUGAUUCCAGUGAAUGUGUUGAACCAUAAGACUAUUAAAGCACUGCCAAAUUGGCUAAGAACUAUGAAUAACUUCAGAGACCCUCUGACGCUUGUGCAGCUGUAUUUUCUCUCUGUCUAAUGUCUUGCUCCCUGACUUUUGCCUUACUUUUUGAACGAAUUCCAUUCUGAAUCAAUUUGGCUGCUGUAGGUGUAAAAUUUGUAACUUUGUGUUGCAUGCACUGACCAUUUAACCACUGAGGCCCGCAUAGUGUUUUCCGCUCCAAAGGAUCUUAUGUAUUCAGUGAAUCCUACAUUAAAUGCUGCCUGGUUCUUGCAUUUUACUUA
Molecule: messenger RNA, 2429 nt
Organism: Callorhinchus milii (elephant shark)
Lineage: Eukaryota; Metazoa; Chordata; Chondrichthyes; Chimaeriformes; Callorhinchidae
Product: endothelin receptor type B-like
Exons: 8
Coding region: 408-1736 (442 amino acids)
Biological process (GO): regulation of blood pressure; vasoconstriction; G protein-coupled receptor signaling pathway
Cellular component (GO): membrane
Molecular function (GO): endothelin receptor activity
Source: RefSeq, a predicted model, not a curated record